AUGCAUACAAAAAUUUAUUUUGAUGAAUCAGAUCUUUUUCCAUAUGAACCCAUAUCUCCUAUUUGGAUGAUAUUCUAUAUAAUAUUAACAUUUUAUUUUUUUACUAUAUGCAAUCAAAAAUUAAAUGGUAAGAAUAAAAACAAAAAAAUUCACUGGUUACAUCAAAAUACUUUACUUAGUUUUAUUCAUGCAUGUAUUUGUUCAGCAUUAAUAUUAAUUGGUAUUAUAUGUGCACCUGGAAUUUUUCAAGAUCCAUUAUCACAUUCUAAUCAUUUUAAUUAUGCUAUACUUGCAUUUAGUACGGGUUAUUUUAUAUAUGAUUUUGUUGAUUGUUUACAAAAUUCAACAGAUUCUGUAUUUCCGAUUUUAAUUCAUCAUCUUAUUGUUAUUUCAUUUUUAUCACAUGUACUUUAUUAUACACGUAAUGUUGGUUAUGCUAUAUAUGGUCUUUCAAUUGAAGUAAAUAGUAUAUUUUUACAUGCUCGACGAGUUAUACGUUGGUAUCCACCAAUAUUUAAAUCGGCUUAUCAUAAUCAUCUUCUUAAAAUAUUUAUUGAUAUUGGGAAUUAUUUAACAUUUAUUUUAUUUCGUUUUGGUAUUGUUUAUGUUGGUUUACGUGCAUUAUAUAUUCAAGGAGAACGUGUUCAUCCAGUUAUAAAAGCAUAUACUGUUACGAUUGUUUCGUCUAUGGGAUUUUUAAAUGUGAUUCUUCUUUAUCGUCUAUUGAAAAGUCAAUUCAAGAAAAAAUCAAAAAAUAAACGAGAAAAACAAUCAGAAGAUAAAAUCUUAAUGACUGAUAAUCAUAUUUUAUUACCUAGUUAA
This is a messenger RNA of Adineta steineri, 822 nucleotides long. Lineage: Eukaryota; Metazoa; Rotifera; Eurotatoria; Adinetida; Adinetidae. The record is from the annotation of a GenBank genome assembly.